AUGAAUCCUUCGUACCCCACGAAUGCUACGCAAGCCAAAGACAAGCUAUAUGGGCAACUAGCCACCAGCUUUAAAAACAUGUCUCGCGCUGUUGGUCGAACAGCGGAUCUGUUUGAACAGUUACAAGCAGACCUGGACGCAAUGAGGGUACUUGCUGGUACACACGCCGCUCAGUUUAUGACGGUCGCCGCUGAGCUAAUCCCUGAGUCUGCGGAGGAUGGUGCCUCUCAACCGGGCUCGGACAGAUAG
Pisolithus orientalis is the source of this 249-nucleotide messenger RNA. RefSeq lists its product as uncharacterized. The transcript is spliced from 2 exons. The record is from RefSeq and is a predicted model, not a curated record. NCBI's taxonomy places the organism in Eukaryota, Fungi, Basidiomycota, Agaricomycetes, Boletales, Pisolithaceae. The coding region runs from base 1 to 249 and encodes 82 amino acids.